This is a messenger RNA of Aspergillus calidoustus, 867 nucleotides long. The record is from the annotation of a GenBank genome assembly. Lineage: Eukaryota; Fungi; Ascomycota; Eurotiomycetes; Eurotiales; Aspergillaceae.
AUGGCUUCGUUCAUCACCACAAUGUUCGUGCCCCUGAUAUCUGUUUCUUCUGCGGAUGAGACUGCCCCUCCGUCGUCAUCAUCAUCGCCUUCCCGCAAAGCACACGCUCUUGCCCCUUCUACUUCCUAUAACACCGUUCAUGUCUCUUAUGAUCCUAUCUCCGCGCCUCCUUCGUACCUGUCGCCUGCUGUUUGCGCCCUGAAACAAGGCCUGUGUGCACUAACACCACCUAGAAAUGCUCGGACGAGAGCGCCCUUCAAGCCUCGCUCGGCGGCCAAGGGGACGACUAGUUAUCAGCUGAGACAGUUCGCAGAAGCCACGCUUGGAAGUGGGAGUUUACGGAAGGCUGUCAAGCUUCCAGAAGGGGAGGACGUUAAUGAGUGGUUGGCUGUUAAUGUGGUCGACUUCUACAACCAGAUCAACCUUCUUUACGGCGCCAUUACUGAAUUCUGUUCCCCACAAACGUGCCCAGAAAUGAAAGCCACCGAUGAGUUCGAGUACCUGUGGCAGGAUUCGGAGCACUAUAAGCGUCCCACAAAGAUGUCUGCGCCCGAGUAUAUUGAACACCUCAUGAGCUGGGUUCAGGGGAAUAUCGACAACGAGCAGAUGUUUCCCAGUCGGUUAGGCGUCCCAUUUCCAAAGGCAUUCUCCAGUCUUGUUCGCCAGAUCUUCAAGCGCAUGUACCGUGUAUAUGCUCACAUCUACUGCCACCACUAUCCUGUGAUUGUGCACCUCGGCCUCGAGCCACACCUCAACACUAGUUUCAAGCACUACGUGCUUUUCAUUGAUGAGCAUCGGUUGGCGAGCGGCAAAGACUUCUGGGGGCCGUUGGGAGAUCUAGUGGAUAGCAUGCUGCGAAGUGACUGA